AUGGAAGCUUCUCCCUCUCCACAGCAAUCCAAUGUCACUUCAGAUGGGGUCUUAACUGUGGCCAUCAUCACCGUGGAAGUGUUUGCUGGCAUGUGGAUAAAUGCUUUCGUCGUUUGUGUGCUUUGCAUUGCCUGGGUCAAAAAGAAAACCUUGAACUCCAAUGAGAAGAUCUUGCUGCUGCUGGGAUUCUCCAGGUUUUGGUAUUUAUGCAUCGCCUGGGUAUAUAAAUUUCUUUCUUUUAUUUAUCCCAAUUACCUAUAUGUUCACACCAUACUUCAACUAGCUGUAUUUUUUCAAGCCUUUUUUAAUCAUUGCAACUUGUGGUUUUCUGCAUCUCUUUGUAGUUUUUAUUGUAUAAAAAUUGCCAAUUUCAGGAACAGGUCCUUCAUCUAUCUGAAAGUAAAAAUUGACAGGAUUGUGCCCUGGCUUCUCUUGGGAUCAGGGAUUUUAGCUUUGGCUGUUGGCAUCGUUGCCUAUGACAUCGCUGAUAAACCGCACUGCAACAGCAAUUCCACUGGACGAGGAAAUUUUGGGACAGCAAAUAUCAAAAUGGAUAAACAUUUUUUCCCUUCUUUUUUUCUUGCUGGCUUUGAAUAUGCUGCUUCAUUCAUGGUUGUCAUCUUUGCUGCUGUUUUCCUUCUCUUUUCUCUCUGGAGACACAAGCGCAGGAUGCAGACAAACUCCAUGAAGGACCUCAGCAUGGAUGCCCACAUCAGAGCCAUGAAAUCUAUUUUCUCCUUCUUAGUGAUGUACAGCAUCAACUUUGUAUGUUUGGUCUUAAAUAUGGUUUAUGUCACAAAGCAGGAAAAUUAUAUGACAUUUCUCAUUUUAGUAUUUCAGUACAUUUUUCCUGGUGCUCAUUCCCUUAUUUUGAUUUUCAGCAAUCCCAAAUUAGAAAACACACUGCUAAAGAUUCUUCCCAUAGAAAGAAGUGUAAAGCGCAAGGUUUGCGUAAGUUAG
Messenger RNA from Passer domesticus (house sparrow), 960 nucleotides. RefSeq names its product taste receptor type 2 member 7-like. Gene Ontology annotation, biological process: sensory perception of taste; detection of chemical stimulus involved in sensory perception of bitter taste; G protein-coupled receptor signaling pathway. Gene Ontology annotation, cellular component: membrane. The coding region runs from base 1 to 960 and encodes 319 amino acids. The record is from RefSeq and is a predicted model, not a curated record. Gene Ontology annotation, molecular function: G protein-coupled receptor activity; bitter taste receptor activity. The transcript has a single exon. Lineage: Eukaryota; Metazoa; Chordata; Aves; Passeriformes; Passeridae.